Molecule: messenger RNA, 3223 nt
Organism: Solea senegalensis (Senegalese sole)
Lineage: Eukaryota; Metazoa; Chordata; Actinopteri; Pleuronectiformes; Soleidae
Gene: abcg4a
Product: ATP-binding cassette, sub-family G (WHITE), member 4a
Exons: 15
Coding region: 547-2469 (640 amino acids)
Cellular component (GO): plasma membrane
Molecular function (GO): ATP binding; ATP hydrolysis activity; ABC-type transporter activity
Source: RefSeq, a predicted model, not a curated record
CUGCUGCUGCUGUUGAAUCAUCCGCAGCUCUGUUUUUGUUUCCCACCACAUGUCAGCAGCUGAAGACCAUCGUCGGUCAUUUCAUCAACGCACGUGAACGAAGAUGUGUGUGUGAGUAUUUAGCUGCGGAUUCCGUACUUUCACGCCAUCGCUGAAAUGAAACCAUGACCGGCAUCCUCCUGUCUCCCUGACGAUGCUCUGACUGGUGGGAUGCAGUCACAGUUUGAAGCCGGACAUGAUUUUCAUCUCAGGAGUUGCUGUAGCGGAUGCGGGAUAAUGAGCGCCGCACCCCGAGAGACACUGACGAGGAGGAGAACACAGCCCGGGCCUUAAGACGCUUCAGGACCGCACCGGAUCUCGGCUCGACUGUGGCGCACAAGUGACCGUCGUUGUUUUUGUGAGGCUGGGACUGUUUUUUGGGGGGAGGUGGGCUUCUCCUGUUGCUGUGGAGCAGAGGAUCAUCUGCUGCUCACACCCAAAGAGGAGCACCGGGACAGUCUGAGCUGCCCACCUGCUUAUUUCUACACGCAAUAAUAACCUUUGAGUAUGGCUGAGAGGACACUGGAGCCAGGCUCCGUCAGUAUCCCCAUGGAAGAGACCAAACUUCACAGUGGAGCCCCACAGGAGGCGCCGCUGCUCACCCACCUAAAGAAAGUGGAAAACCACAUCACCGAGGCUCAGCGCUUCUCCCACCUCCCCCGUCGUUCCGCUGUGGACCUGGAGUUCAACGAGCUCUCCUACACCAUCCGCGAGGGUCCCUGGUGGAGGAGGAGAGGUUACAAAGCCCUCCUCAAGUGUCUGUCGGGAAGAUUCAGCAGCAGAGAGCUGAUUGGCAUCAUGGGGCCCUCUGGAGCAGGGAAAUCCACUCUGAUGAAUAUUUUGGCAGGUUACAGGGAGACGGGCAUGAAGGGUCAGAUCCUAGUAAAUGGGAGACCAAGGGAUCUGCGGACCUUCAGGAAGAUGUCCUGCUACAUCAUGCAGGAUGACAUGUUGCUGCCACACCUCACAACUAGGGAGGCCAUGAUGGUUUCUGCAAAUCUGAAACUGAAUGAGAGCGUGCAGGUCAAAAAUGAACUUGUGGAUGAGAUCCUGACUGCACUGGGUCUUCAGGAGUGUGCUCAGACACGCACCAACUCUCUUUCUGGGGGUCAGUGUAAAAGACUCGCCAUCGCCCAGGAGCUGGUCAACAAUCCUCCUGUCAUGUUCUUUGAUGAGCCCACCAGUGGUCUGGACAGCGCGUCCUGCUUCCAGGUGGUUUCUCUCAUGAAGUCUCUGGCUCUAGGCGGACGGACAAUCAUCUGCACCAUUCAUCAGCCCAGUGCCAAGCUCUUUGAGAUGUUUGAUAAGCUGUACAUCCUCAGUCAGGGUCAGUGCAUAUACAAGGGCACAGUCCCUUACCUCAUUCCUUAUCUGAAGAACCUGAGCCUCCACUGCCCGACGUAUCAUAAUCCGGCUGAUUUCAUCAUCGAGGUGGCAUCAGGGGAGUAUGGAGACCUGAAUCCAGUGCUGUUUGAGGCUGUCCAGGGUGGGCUGUGCUCCGAAGAGGGAAAGAAGAACUCAAAAAGUGAUUCUUCCUGUCCUUCCCAGUGUCACAGUGACACAGGAACCCUGGAGAAACGUAGUUUUGCCACCAGUACAUUCACACAGUUCUGCAUCCUCUUUAAAAGAACCUUCAUUACAAUAUGCAGGGAUACGGUUCUGACCCACCUCCGGGUCAUGUCCCAUCUGUGCAUUGGUGUGCUCAUUGGCUUGCUUUAUCUGAAAAUUGGAAAUGAUGCCAGCAAGGUCUUCAACAACACUGGUUUCCUCUUUUUCUCCAUGCUCUUCCUAAUGUUUGCUGCCCUGAUGCCCACUGUCCUCACCUUUCCUCUGGAGAUGUCUGUGUUUUUAAGGGAGCAUCUCAACUACUGGUAUAGCCUGAAGGCCUAUUACCUGGCCAAAACAAUGGCUGACAUACCGUUCCAGGUGAUUUGUCCAAUCAUGUACUGCAGUAUAGUGUACUGGAUGACUGAACAGCCACCAGAGGCGGGUCGCUACCUGCUCUUCAUGGCCUUGUCCACGUCCACAGCCUUGGUAGCCCAGUCCCUGGGUCUCCUUAUUGGGGCAGCAUCAACAUCUCUGCAGGUGGCAACGUUUGUGGGUCCAGUCACAGCUAUACCCGUGCUCCUCUUCUCUGGUUUCUUUGUCAACUUUGACACCAUUCCCAAAUACCUACAGUGGAGCUCUUAUGUCUCCUAUGUCAGGUAUGGCUUUGAAGGGGUGAUACUGUCGAUAUAUGGGAUGAACCGUUCAGAGCUGGAGUGUCCAGGCUCGGUGUGUAAGUUCCAAAAGCCUGAAGAGGUUCUGCAGCUGCUGGACGUGGAGGACGCUAAGCUCUAUGUGGAUUUCAUGGUGUUGGGAGUUUUCUUCCUGGUCCUCAGACUGGCUACUUACCUGGUGCUGCGCUACAAAGUUAAAUCAGAGCGUUAACAUCCAGAGACAAGUGACGGAUUCAGACACUCAUACAUAUCCUGGCAGUAUGAGACAGUAAGAAAACAGGUAGUCUCUAUUCCUCUGUGUCUACGUACCAUUCAUGUACAAAGAUGUACAGAAACCCAACACAUGCAGUCAUCCAGAAGCUGUGUCGCAUUAACUGUACAGAUUAUUAUCUUUAUUUUAGGUUUGCUAUUCAACAAAAAGGAAAAUAAAGACAGUUACAUUUGGUGUCCGUGAGAUCCCAUCCCAUAAUAGUAUGUGUAUCCAACAUACACAAGAAUGCUCAGCAAAGUGUCAGAAAGCAUGUUUAAUUGAACUGAGAAAUUUGGAUUCAUAUUUAUUUUGAGCUGAAGUGUUCAGAAAAGAGGCCACUUUCAGUUUUUAGCUGUUUUUGUGUUCCGUCUCAUCUAAGGAUCAUCUGUUCAAGACACUGAACAUGGUGGCUUUUCUUCAUGGAACAAACGGACUGCCAGCGAAAUACUUUCUUCUCUGUCUUCCUCAAAAGUGUGGUCAUUUUCACCAACUCCUGCCCCACUAAUGAGAGUGGUCAUUUAGACAUAGAAGACCUGUUGGUGUAAACCUUGAAACCAGGCCUCGGAUUCCUUACUUUGCUCUGUAUGUAUUAUAACACAUGGGUUUCUCCCAUUACUGUGGAAACAUUUACUUAAAUGAAGGCAAAAUGUGAAACAAGCAUGACUGCUGCAGAGUCUUUCUACAUCAUACAGCUUACGGAGAGAGAAUGGCGAAA